This is a messenger RNA of Jaculus jaculus (lesser Egyptian jerboa), 3448 nucleotides long. RefSeq names its product ankyrin repeat domain 34A (gene Ankrd34a). Lineage: Eukaryota; Metazoa; Chordata; Mammalia; Rodentia; Dipodidae. Gene Ontology annotation, molecular function: protein binding. The transcript is spliced from 3 exons. Bases 1115 to 2608 code for a protein of 497 amino acids. The record is from RefSeq and is a predicted model, not a curated record.
UCCUCGGUGAGCUUUCGAAACCCUCAGUAUUCUUCCUGCACCCCCCCCCACUUCCGCUGGUGCCUUCCAGCUGGACACAAGCUCGUUCCUAAAAUAUGCAGAUGGAAGCUGUGGUAACCAUGGAGACAGGGCAGGUGGCACGGUGAGGCUGAGACAGUGAGAGAGACCCACAGCGACAGAUCUAGAGGAGAUAAGGAGCGACUCGGUCAGGGGACCUUGAAGUAAGAGAGGAUGAGAGCGAAGAGAUGCUAUAUAGAGGGUGUUACAAGGUUCACUCGUCUUCCUGUCCCUUCCUUAUCUCCUGUCAACCCCGCCCCCCGCUCCAAAUAUGGGAAAGAGGAAUCGGGGCAUGUUCCCUGCCCUAAAAAUGCCCCCGGGAUGUCCAACUUCCUCACCCCGAAGAGAGCAGCUCAGUAAGGGAGCUGAGGUCUUGGUGGCGUGGGUUCCGUCUGGGGAGCGGGGCACUGGGUGGGGGGGGGGCUGUCUAGCUCCCAGGCUGGGCUCCCCGGUCCCUGAAACUUAAAGGACAAGAAGGCAGUCACAUCUCUUGCCUCUUCCCUGCACAUGGACGCCGAUGCAGAUCCCAGUCGCCUCCUCACACCCCUCUCUGCACAAUGUUGCCACACGCCGCGUGCGGCAGUCAGGUCUGGCGCACAGGCGCGCAUCCACACAGGCGCGGAGAAUGGAGAGAGGGUUGAAGCUCAGCAAAGAACCUGGAUGCCCCCCUGAAUGGGUCUCGGAAGAGCCCCCUGAGGAACGCUUAGAGACUGGGCUAUAAAUAGCACAGCAGAGCUCCACCCCCCCUUCUCUCCUCCGGAGCCGGCGCUGUGCCCGAGGCGCACCGGGAGGAGGGACCAAGAUCCAGCGCCCAAGCGCAGAUACUGACACUAAGGGAAUCCGGGUGCCCCCCCACACACGCCAAGUGGGCCCCCGGGCUCCUCCACCCAGGAUGCUCCCAUGGCCCCAGCUUCAAUCCUGGCCAUGCAGAGAUUCUAUGGACAUUCAGGGCUAGGCUUCACCGCCGAGAUCUCGGCCUCUGCCAGCCACCACCCCCACACCCCUAAGUCCAUCUUUGGCAGGCCCCAGUGCCAGUGCUGUCGCCCCAGCCGCAGCUAUGCUGCACACCGAGGGCCACGCUCUUCUUCGCGCCGUGGGUCAGGGUAAGCUGCGCUUGGCCCGUUUGCUUCUGGAGGGAGGAGCCUACGUGAAUGAGGGUGAUGCCCAGGGGGAGACUGCGCUAAUGGCGGCCUGCAGGGCCCGCUACGACGACCCCCAGAACAAGGCGCGCAUGGUACGCUACCUCCUGGAGCAAGGCGCGGACCCCAACAUCGCAGACCGCUUAGGGCGCACGGCCCUCAUGCACGCUUGCGCCGGCGGUGGCGGAGCCGCAGUGGCCUCGCUGCUCCUGGCGCACGGCGCGGACCCCUCGGUCCGAGAUCACGCGGGCGCCUCGGCGCUCGUCCACGCCCUGGACCGCGGGGACCGCGAGACCCUCGCCACGCUGCUGGAUGCCUGCAAGGCCAAGGGUACGGAGGUCAUCAUCAUCACCACCGACACGUCACCCUCGGGCACCAAGAAGACCAGGCAGUAUCUCAAUUCUCCACCGUCCCCAGGGGUGGAGGAGCCCGCCCCCGUCCCUCCGAGCCCGGGGGUGUGCACGUCGCCAUCGGAAAUCCAACUGCAGGCCGCAGGAGGAACCGGACGGGCGUUGUUGUCCCCUCGAGCCCAGGAAGAAGAGGAGAAGAGGGACAUUUUUGAAUUCCCUCUUCCCAAGCCCCCCGAUGACCCGUCCCCUUCCGAGCCACUGUCCAAACCUCCUCGACAUCCCCCAAAGCCACUCAAAAGGCUCAACUCCGAGCCUUGGGGCCUAGUGGCUCCUCCCCAACCAGUCCCUCCUGCAGAAGGGAGGCCGGGGUUGGAACGCUUGACCGGCGACUUCAACGGCAUGACCCUGACCGGUCGACCCCGUCUGUCCCGGCGUCACAGCACCGAAGGCCCCGAGGAUCCGCCCCCGUGGGCGGAGAAAGUGACGGGCGGGGGUCCUCUCUCGCGCCGCAACACCGCGCCCGAGGCUCAGGAGUUCGGUCCCCCUGCCGGGCUGAGACAGAAACUGAGCCGCAUGGAGCCGGUGGAGCUCGACACCCCGGGACAUUUCUGCCCGGACUCUCCCGAGUCCAGCCGCCCUGGAGCCCUGGAGCGUCGGCGGUACAGCGCCUCCCCGCUGACCCUCCCUCUAGCGGGCUCUGCGCCCUCGCCUCGCCAGUCCCAGGAAAGCCUGCCCGGGGCCGUGUCUCCGCUGAGCGGACGCAGGCGGAGCCCGGGGCUGCUGGAGCGGAGAGGCUCGGGGACUUUGCUCCUGGACCACAUCUCGCAGACACGGCCGGGGUUCCUGCCCCCGCUUAACGUCAGCCCCCAUCCUCCCAUCCCAGACAUCCGCCCCCAGCCCGGAGGGCGGGCGCCUUCACUGCCGGCCCCUCCUCCCGCCGGGCCUCCAGGCUCUCCUAGGACCAAGCGCAAGUUGGUGAGACGUCACUCCAUGCAGACCGAACAGAUCCGUCUGCUAGGGGGUUUUCAGAGUCUGGGCGGGCCAGGGGAACCGGGACGCUGAGAGAAAUGAGGGGGAGCUCCCCUCCCUUCUCCUAAGCCUCCCAGACCCCUUGAUGAGACAGGCGGGAGAACCGUGCACACAGGGAUGGAUCUCUUGCAUGUGCUCACGGCGCUGUGCACGCACGCACACCGGUAAGCAUGUGUCCACAAGCACCGCAGACUUGCCAGUAAGGUGAGGGCACAACGCUGUCUUUACUCGGUGGACGCAUGCAUCCGUGACCCGGGUCAUUUUAUAGGAAUGUGGGAUUACUCGGGUACUCACGGGGACAGCAUACCCAUAAACGCACAGGAUCACUUGUGCAAGGGUCCCAGAUGCAUCUGCAUUUGUUCAGAAGUGGGACGCCCCCCCCCUUACUUCUGGGUGGUCUCCGGCAGAAGCUGUCCACGGAUGCCCUGCAACACAGCCAGCCUGCCAUGAUUUUGCACACUCUAUUCUCUCUUCACGAAUAUCUCACUCCAUCCUGCAAGUCUUGCUUCUUCUCUCCGUGCCUGGCUCCUAGUUCACACCCUGCUUCCAUCCCAUCCACUUUUCAGGACGUCUUCUUCACUUUCCUUGGGGUUCCUACAACUCCCAGACGCCGUUCUGCUCUCAACGUCACUUCUCAACUUUCUGCAUUUGAUUCCCACUCUGCCCUCCCCCAAAAACAAAAACAAAAACAAACAAAAACACAACACAGGUUGUCUUAUUUUCCUAAGAGGUGGGUCAUGGGCUCUAAGCUGCUCUUUUGUCUGUCUGAGCUUAUGAACCCCCCCCCCACACACACACACAGGUCAAAGUGGGGAGUAACCCUAAAUCACUCCUCUCUCCACUUGACAUGUCAAAUAAAUGUGUUCAGAAGUC